Caenorhabditis elegans is the source of this 967-nucleotide messenger RNA. It is a transcript of the gene F37C4.4, whose product is annotated as Transmembrane protein 196. Lineage: Eukaryota; Metazoa; Nematoda; Chromadorea; Rhabditida; Rhabditidae. The record is from RefSeq and is marked reviewed.
CCAUUCCCCUCGCUAGGUACACUGCUGCUAUUGUCUACUAAUUCAAUUUGCAUUGGCUUAUUUUCUUUUUCUGAAAAAAAGGAAAAGACAAUCUGAAAAUAAUGCCGUUUUCAAUUUGUUCCCUGAAAAAUCUAAGCAUGGGACUAUUACGACCAAAUUUCGAGGAGCCGACGGCCAGAUUGAUGCCAGGACCGGUGACUUCUGAAGAAGAAGAGGAGUUCUCAUCAAACGAACGACGGCGUUAUAAGGCUUAUACAGUAAUGCAGAAGGCAGGAUUUCAGCAUACCGAAUACGCCCAAAUAAUGGUGCACCUGUGCCGCGCGGAGAUCCUCAUCUCGCUCAUCUUUUUGGCUCAUGGCACCACAUGCCCCGGCUACCCGACAGAAGCCGAAUACCAAUCCACGUGCCAUAUGAAUACGGUAUCAGCAAUUGUCAGCUUGCUCACCGGAGCCAUGGGAUUGGGCGCUGUGCAUAGAUAUCGGUGGAGGACCAUGCUAAUCUUGUGGCUCGUUUUUUGUAUCAUGUCGGCUGUCGGAAGUCUGCUAGCUGUGAUUACUACAGGCAUCUGGCUCGACCACUACUCAAAAAUGAAAGUCCGCACGGCAAUCGGCAACGGGUUAUCCGGUUUCAUGCUUUUGGCAUCAGUUGCUCUUGGAGUGUGCUUCAUCUUGACCGCUGUCAUGAUUUGUCAUUAUUGGAACUCCAACACCACCGGCUAUCAGCCAGUGCAGAAAAUUGCAAAACGCGCUAGAUCUCUGCGCCGUCGAUUGAGCCGAGCAAAGAGCUGUGACAAAAAAGAUGCAAGACCUCCAACCAGCAAUCCAGAAGAUAAGGGUUAUCAUAUCGUGUGAUUUUUUUUGUUCUUUUUUCUAAAUUCCAAUUCCAUUUGUUGCUCAAAACGGGUCAAUUCCAUCAUUUCAAUCCAUUCUGUGUGUCUCAAAGAAAUCAAUAAAUUCUGAAAUUACAC